Molecule: messenger RNA, 2308 nt
Organism: Aspergillus uvarum CBS 121591
Lineage: Eukaryota; Fungi; Ascomycota; Eurotiomycetes; Eurotiales; Aspergillaceae
Product: Zn(II)2Cys6 transcription factor
Exons: 6
Coding region: 38-2227 (729 amino acids)
Biological process (GO): regulation of DNA-templated transcription; DNA-templated transcription
Cellular component (GO): nucleus
Molecular function (GO): DNA-binding transcription factor activity, RNA polymerase II-specific; zinc ion binding; DNA binding
Source: RefSeq, a predicted model, not a curated record
GCUGGAUUUCACUGGAUGGGAACCGAACUACAGACUGAUGGCAUCGCUGCAGCCUCCAGUAAGAACAGCUCUAUCUUGUACCUUUUGUCGUCAGAAAAAACUGCGAUGUGAUCGUCUCCAACCAUGUAGCAGCUGUGUCAAGCGUGGUCUAGAAUGUGUCUAUGCAGGGCCCGCUUUGGCGGCUUCACGUCGCAAUCCUCCUGCGUCAGCGCGGCACUUGGGUCAACGCAUUCGGCAACUCGAGGAGCUUGUGACGGUCUUGCAGAAGGGUGAGCGCUCGAGCCAUGAGGGUAACCCCCUGCACACGGCGCAGGAGAGCCAGAUUGGCCAUGCAGAUGAGCAAGAUGCAAUCACCAGCUCGUUGGGAAGCAUGCGUGUGGAUCCGACGGGUAUGAGCUAUGUUUCGGGUGCGCACUGGGCCGCUCUUCAGGAUAGUAUUGCUGAGAUCAAGGAGUGCGUUGACUCUGAGUCACCUUACACUACGCCUGAUGCAGAGGCCGUUCAGCAAGGUUCCGCGUUGCUACUGGGGCUGUCUCCACCCGGUGGAAUGGAGGGGAUCCUGGCUCAUAUCCCAGCACGACCCGUCGUUGACCGUUUAGUAUCGCGGUUCUUUAGUUCAAUGGAACCAGGUGUUCUGAUCAUCCACGCGCCUACCUUUCAGCACGAGUAUGACCACUUCUGGACCGAACCCCAGUCCAUCAGCCCCACAUGGCUCAGCCUCCUCUUCAGCAUAAUGAACCUCGCGAUCCACCUGCACCAGCGUACCGAAGGCGCCACCACCCCGGACCCCAUCGACAACAACAACAACAACAACAACAACAACAACAACAACAACAACAACAACAACAACAACAACAACAACAACAACAACAACAACAGCACCACCCCCACAACCCAAUGCGAGACCUUCCGCCUGCAGGCCGCCUACUGCCUUGUCACCGCCAAAUACACCACCCCAACCAAAUACACCCUGGAAGCGCUCGCCCUGUACACACAAACCGAGUACUUCCGAAGCAAAGACGCACAGCACGAAGUCUGGCUCUUGAUGGGAAUGACCAUCCGCCUCGCGAUGCGGGCCGGGCUCCACCGUGACGGGGCAGGGUACUCCCCACGACUCUCCUGCUUCGAGGCCGAAAUGCGUCGGCGCCUGUGGUCGCUCAUGGCGCAGCUCGACGCGCUCUUCUCGUUCCAGAUCGGACUGCCGCGCAUGAUCGCCAGCGGGGUGGCCGACACCCGGCCCCCGCACAACCUGCUGGAUGAGGACUUCGGUCCAGCCUCCACCAGUCUCCCGCCGCCCCGCCCAGAGACCGAAUUCACGCCGGUCCUGUAUCUUAUCGCCAAGAGCCGGCUGGCGGAGGUGUUCGGCCGCAUUGCGGAUCACGUCGCCUCGACACACCCCACAUCCCUCAGUCAGGUAAGUCAACUGGACCAGCAGCUCGAUGCCGCCAACGCGGGGACGCCGGCGGUGCUGCAAUUCCGCGAGGUCGGCGCCUCGGUCACGGAGCUGCCGCAUCUCGUGAUGCUGCGCUAUAACCUCGAGAUCCUCUACCAGAAGUCGCGGUGUAUUCUGCAUCGGCGAGGACUCGGCGAGGGCCGCUUCUCAGAUUCCCGAGGGGCCGCGUCGAGGGGGGUUUGUCUGGACGCCGCGAUGCGGUUGCUGCGGCAUCAGGCGACGAUCGACGCGCAGGUUCAGCCGGGCGGAGUGCUGGCGCGGUGUCGCUGGUUCGUGACCUCGUUGACGACUCAUGAUUUUAUCUUCGCUGCCAUGGUGGUGUGUUUCGAGCUGCAUUUGCGGAGGCGGGAGGGUGGGGGUGGCUUGCAUGCUUACGACCCGGGGACGGAGGCGCUGCUGCUCGCGUUACGCACUUCGCAGGGGAUCCUGAGUCAGUAUCAGGGGGAGUCGGCGGAGGCGAGGCAGGCCUGGCUGGCGAUUAGCGUCAUGGUGCGGAAGGUGGAUAGCUCGGGCGAGCACGUUGUGGCAGGAGCUAGCAGUGGAGUUAAUUGGUCUGUGGGCUUUGGGGGCUCAGAUACGGUGAAAGAGCCGGACCAGGAGAACGACAUGCUGGGUUAUCCCGUAGGCCAGCUCCACGCUAUGUUCGCACCAGGUAUGCCCUCCGGUAUCGUACCGUCGCUGGAGGAAUUCGAUUUCUCUCAACUGCCAAGCGAGCUGGUAAAUAUGUGGGAUCUCUCGGGAGAUACGAAUUGGGUGUUUGCGGAUACUAUUUGAGGGUACGAGAAUGUGUCCCAGGGUUCGCGGUGGGGUGAUAUUAUAAGAAAGAAACCGAGGUGUCCAUCGAUGACAAUAUAG